Molecule: messenger RNA, 3655 nt
Organism: Coregonus sp. 'balchen'
Lineage: Eukaryota; Metazoa; Chordata; Actinopteri; Salmoniformes; Salmonidae
Source: the annotation of a GenBank genome assembly
AAUAAGCAGCAGUGCAUGCAGACUCCCUCUUGCACACCAUGCCUGCACUUUAUCGGAUACUUCUGCUGUUCUCUGGUAAAUUGCUGCUUGAAUUUCUUUAACUUUUUAACACAUUUUGCAGGGAAUAAUUAAGAGGGAUUGAGAGGGAGUGAAGUAAUGUUAAAGGACAAUGUUAUGGGUGCCUUCAGGGAUCUAACAUGAAAGGAAAUUAGAUCUGUUAGAUUCUGAUGAUUCAACUCCUUAAUUUCACACAAGAAUACAACUGUAUGAUCUUGAAAUGGUUUAAUCUUUCAUUUCAUUUCAAUAAUCUUGUGAUCUUUAUAUAGAGCUCAUCUGUACCAAUGUCAAUUGUCAUGUCUUGUAUGAUGACAACUAAUAUGCACAUGACAAUUUCAUGUUAAUUAGAUCUGUGAAAAUAGGUUAUAGAACUAGACCAGAGUAUAAGAGUGUGAAAAGAAUUUCCAGCUGAACAAAAAGUAAAGAAGUCCCAUACAAAGUGUGAAAUUGUUUUGUAUUGUGGGAAAGGGGGUUAAUUUCAUAAGCUAUGGUUGUCUAAAAAUAUCAGUGUCAGAGAAAUUAUAGUCAAUCAUUAAUACAUUUGGUUUAAUACAAGUUGCAACAAGGAGACACCCCAGCAUAGAAGCAUAGAAAACGUUGAACGGGCCUUCUCUGAGAAGGUACUUAUAUAUUAAUCAGACAGUACCAAAUGUUCUCUGAACAUCAGCUCUAGAGGCUUGUACAAAGUCAAAACAAGACAGUGACUUGCCAGCUGCUACAGAAUCAAAGUGUUCAUAAUGUCAUUGUGUCCUCAGUCCUUAUACCUUCAUUAACUCUGGUGUCAAUCACUAUCAAACGAUAUGAGAACAAUCCAUAACAUUCAGUAACAAGUCUAGUGACCAUCAACCCGUACACAAAUGAGUGUCACAAAUAGAACACUGGAAAUCAUGUGUCUGACAGAAAGGGAAAACAUAUACAUUUGCUAAGCAUUGUGUUUAUCACUCUUAACUGAAUAUGAACUUUAUUCAUCUUUAAUAUUCCCAAAUACAAAGAGCAUCUUUCUUGGAAAAUGUGAGGGACUUCUCCAGGCUUGCAAUUGCAAUAUUAGGUUGUCAUCACGACUUGUAAUAAUACAGCAUUUCCAUUCAGACACUUUGGAAACUUAGACAUUCAAAAUCAUUUUUAUAUGAGAGACUAAUCACAGAUCUCCACUUAUCAAUAUUCACUUGAUGACAGGACAAAUGACUAAAGAGAUAGUAUGAAGCAAAUGGCACAUAUUAAGCAAGGCUGCUACAUACAGACAAGUAUAUGCAAGUGCACAUUUUGAACAAGAUGUGUGUACACGUGAUUGGUGUACACGUGAAGAGCUGAGUUUCAUGUUCUUCUGUUGUUGUUGUUGUUUUUGCAGUGGUAAUGGCCUCUAUGGCACUGCAGAGGCCCCCACGGACUAAGAGAGGGCCUACUGGAGCUGGCAGGAGUCAUCAAGUGCAGCACGGGCAGAUCAGCCCUGGCUUAUAUGAUGUAUGGCUGCUACUGUGGACUGGGGGGUCAGGGCUGGCCCAGGGAUAAAGCAGACUGGUGAGGCAGUAGGACAGAAGCGUGAUGAGAUGUUAUGUAAAAGUCUGGCAUGUUCUGUGAAGCUGAUUAUGUAUUACUGAGCUAUAUAGUUGUAAUGAUGUGUUAUAAACAUGUUAAAAACAUGUUGUUUUGUUUUUUGGGGGGUGCCAUUUCAUAACAAACUCAGAUCAUUUAGUGUACCACUGAAUGAAAAACCCCUCAAUCAACUGUUCAGUCUGGUUGGCCACAAUAACAACCUGCGUUAUGUGAUGCAGUUCAAACUGCAAAGUGUAUCAUUUUGGGUGUUCUUUUUAGGUUUUGCCCUCCUGCCAAUUGGAUAUUUGAAAAUAGAUAUGCACAACCAGCGGAGCGCCCAAAAUCCUUACCAUAACAUCCUUCUGUCCACUAAUCACAGACAUGAACUCCCACAAAACCAUUAAACUACAGAACCUCCAGCCUAUCUCUCACAGGCCUGCCUACUAAUGUCACAACUUCCGCCGAGGCUGCCUCCCCUCCUUGUUCGGGCAGGUUCCGGCGUUUGGCGUUACCGGCUUACUGCCGAUCCAUUUAUCAUCACUCCAUUUGUCUUGUCUUCAAUCACACACACCUGGUCCUUAUUCCCUCAUCAGUCAUUGUAUAAGUGUUCCCUCUGCUUCCUUGUCUGUGUGGGUGAUUGUUUAUUGUGGAGGUUAGUGGAGCUCGGUGGAGCUCGUGUAUUUUGUAUCGACAGGAGUAUUUCCCGUGUGCCUUGUAUUUUCCAGUGCGCCUGUUUUGUGCCCUGGAGUGUGUUUGACGCAUUUCUGCGUAAACCUGGUAUUUUGCGGAUUAAAGCCAAUGUUAUUCUGUGAUUUACCCUCCUGCGCCUGACUCCUUCAACACCACCUCAUCACAACCAACAAUAGUUGAGCCCAUCCUCUUUCAUUUCCUGUCGUUUUAAAUAGAGCUGCGGUUGGUCCAAGCUACAAUAAUAUGGAAAAAUGCCAUCUCUGCCUUUUCAGUUAAUAGUUUCUCAAACAUUAUUAAUCCAGUUAUAGUUUUAAUUGGGUAUUUUUCAAACUAGAAAAAGGGCCUGUAUUACUUAUGUAGUGCAUCACUGAGACAGCAAAUAGUUCUUAUAAUGUCCUGUUUUAAGUGUUACAGUAGUGUGUUUUUGCCUUCUUUAAGGUGUUGUCACAAACAUGACUGCUGCUAUGGAGAUGCAGACAUUGCUGGUUGCCAAACCAAGACAAGAAAGUAUCAAUGGACAUGUGAGGACAAGACUGCAGAAUGUGGUAUACCAUCUCCUUUUUAUGCACAUGAAUGAGACAAUGAUUCAAUCAAGCUGAAUAAGUCUAUCCCUCCCCUUACACAGGUGUGGACAUUUAGAGAAAGAAAAUACUACAUGCCGUGACUUUGUCAUUUUUGUAUAGCUUUGCUGUUAAAAAUGAAUGGGAUUUUCAGUGCAUGGAAAUUAACAGAUGUGUGAUCAACAAACAUCUGUAUAGUUUACAAACACUGCAGACAUUAUAGGGGAUGGGAGGGUUAGGAGGGAAUGGGCAGAAAGGAAUCAUUUCUCACCCUCAUUUUCGGUUAUUUUAAGCUCUCACCAUAAUUGCUAAUCGCAAAAGCACAUGGGAAAAGCAACACCAUUCAGGAUUUUUACAGUGUUUAUUUGUGCAUCAGACAUUUUCUAACAUUUCUAAACCUCUGAGUGUUUCCUUCAUAUCCUCCACAGACCACUCCUUUCCCAUCAGCUGUCAUUGAAGGAACCUACUCACUCUUUUCAUUCCAGAUGAUCUCAAGGACAAAUGUGAGAAGAUUCUCUGCAAAUGUGACAGGGAGGCAGCCAAAUGCUUGAGAAAGGCACCUUUCAUACGGAAAUAUGCUAUGUGGCCAGACUUUCUCUGUGGGUGUACACUGCCAACAUGUAAUAUCUACUGAUUCAAUAAAUGUACACUUGUGGAUUCUUCAAUUUGCUGUGUGUCUAUUUAUGUUAAUAGAAUAUCAGAAGGAUCCCCUUCACAACAUUAUAAUGACAUGUAACAGCAGUAAUACUUCAUGACAUUUUGUAUGGGUAUCUCCUUUUUUCCAUUUACAUGAAAAGGACAAAUAUGCUUAAACC